Molecule: messenger RNA, 396 nt
Organism: Colletotrichum orchidophilum
Lineage: Eukaryota; Fungi; Ascomycota; Sordariomycetes; Glomerellales; Glomerellaceae
Exons: 1
Coding region: 1-396 (131 amino acids)
Source: RefSeq, a predicted model, not a curated record
AUGGACACAAGAAGCGCCGUCUCCAUAUCAUACCACCUAAACAUUCCUAGAUCUAACUCUAGAGUCGCCCGCUCAUUGUUCUAUACUUCAAUCACAAUCAUCGUCUCGCCGUACCUCGUCAGCCUUUACGACCACCGCGUCGGCAGCGGGCCCCUCCGCAUCCUCUCCCAUGGCCUGACCAACAAGCUCGAAGCCCUAGUCCCAAUAUUCCCCAUGAACAUCGGCCUUGCAGAAGACUUCGAAAGCGAAAUCGGCCGCACCUUUGACAUCAUCCGCCGCACCCCCACCGCCGUCUCGCAAGCCGUCAAGGCCAACCCCUUCCCGAUGGUCUUCUCAGGAAACUACUACGCCAAUCCCACCGCAGGAGCCGACCUCAACGCCUCAUCCCGGAUCUGA